AAGAAACUUUACUGAGUUUCUCCACACAGUUUGACUGAGCCGCGAAUGUGAAGAGAAGAUCAGGAGCUUUGGGAAUGAAGUGCUCGUGUUUUGUGUGGAUCAUCGGGCUGUUGUUGGGAUGUUGUGCUGCUCAGCAGAGAGGUCUUUUCCCAGCCGUGCUGAAUCUGGCUUCAAUGGCAGAGAUCAGUACCAAUGCAACAUGCGGAGAGACGGGACCAGAGAUGUACUGCAAACUAGUGGAACAUGUACCCGGACAACCGGCGAAAAACCCACAGUGCAGAGUCUGUAACCUGAGGAGUCAAGUGAAGAAUGAGCAACAUCCGAUUGAGUACGCCAUCGACGGGACAAACAACUGGUGGCAGAGUCCCAGUAUCAAGAACGGGAUGGAGUACCAUUACGUCACUAUUACUUUAGAUCUACAACAGGUUUUCCAGAUCGCAUAUGUGAUCAUUAAAGCAGCAAACUCGCCUCGUCCUGGAAACUGGGUUCUAGAGCGUUCUCUGGAUGGUGAAACUUACACGCCGUGGCAAUAUUACGCCAUAACAGACACUGAGUGCAUCACACGCUUUAACAUCAUGCCCAGAAGAGGUCCUCCAUCUUACACACGUGACGAUGAGGUCAUCUGUACUUCCUACUACUCUAAAAUUCAUCCGCUGGAGAACGGCGAGAUACACACGUCACUGAUAAACGGCCGUCCCAGUGCUGAUGACCCCUCCCCAACUUUACUCAACUUUACCUCUGCCCGCUACAUCCGCCUGCAGUUCCAGAGGAUUCGCACCCUAAAUGCUGACCUAAUGACCCUCGCCCAAAAUGAUCCCAGAGAUGUUGACCACAUCGUCACCAGACGGUAUUACUACUCUAUUAAGGAUAUAUCAGUGGGUGGUAUGUGUAUCUGUUAUGGUCAUGCUAAGGCCUGUCCUCUCAUCCAAGACACCAAGAAAUUCAGCUGUGAGUGUGAACACAACACUUGUGGAGAAAGCUGUGACCGCUGUUGUCCUGGUUACAAUCAAAAGCCGUGGAUGGCUGGAACCUUUCUCACGCGACACAUCUGUGAAAAGUGUAACUGUCAUGGUAAAUCAGACGAAUGUUACUACAACCAGACUGUGGCUGAUGCUAAACUCAGUUUAAACCUAAAUGGAGAAUAUGAAGGAGGCGGAGUCUGUAUUGGUUGCUCUGACAACACAGCUGGAAUUAACUGUCAAUCAUGUGCAGAUGGUUACUACAGACCAGCAGGGAUGAGUCCAGAUGAAGCUCAGCCCUGCAGACUAUGUUCCUGUGACCUGAGGGGUUCUCUUCAUUCUUCAUGUGUUCCUGAUGAGAGUCAGGCCAAGAGAGAUCUGGCUGUAGGCGCAUGCAUUUGUAAGCAGGGAUACGCAGGUGAGAAGUGUGACAGGUGUGCGUUUGGAUACACUGGAUUCCCUCUGUGUGAACGAUGUCACUGUAGCAGUGAGGGAAGCAAAAACCAGGAUCCCUGCCAGCCACCUUGUGUUUGUAAGGAACAUGUCGAGGGACAGAACUGUGACCGCUGUAAACAGGGAUACUAUGAUCUCCGUAGAGACCGUCUCUGUGGAUGUGAGAAGUGUUACUGCUCUGGGUUGGGCAACCUCUGCACAGAAUCCCACUGGGACUACAGUAAUGUGACAGAUAUGUCUGGUUGGUAUCUCACAGGUGUGGAUGGGGAGGGGCUAGUAUGGGCGGAGCCUAGCAGAGACACUCCCAACCAGGUGACUGUGAGCCAACCGGACGCCCAGAUUUACCUAAAAGCUCCUUACUACUGGAGUGCCCCGUCUGCCUAUCUGCGCAAGAAACUCAUGGCUUAUGGAGGCAGGUUGGUGUACAGUGUAUCUUCUGACACUGAAGUUGACGUCGCCCUUCACAUCUCCUCUGGUCCUGAUGUCAUUAUAGAGGGUGGUGGUCUGCGUUUGAUUGACAGCAAGUCUGGGGUGAAUGUGUAUCCAUUCUCUGCAGCGGAGCGCAGGAUAGAUCUUCUUCCAGAAAGCUUUCAGCAUUAUGCCUCAGGAUUGGCUGUCAGUAAGAAAGACUUUCAUGCUGUACUCAACAACAUCGAGCGUCUCUUACUCCGGGCCUCUUUCGGUCAGGAACACAGCGCCAUCUACAGGUUGGGUACCGUGAGCAUGCAGGUUGCUAGCGCGGAUUCUCGUAGUGGUGUUCAGGCUCGUGCUGUAGAGGUGUGUCAGUGUCCUUCAGGAUAUGACGGCACUUCAUGUGAGAUGUGUGCUCUUGGAUAUCGCAGGGUGAAUGGAAGUUUGUAUCGGGGUUUGUGUGAAUUGUGUCAUUGCCACGGACACUCAAACCGCUGUGAUGACAUCACUGGGUACUGCCAGGAUUGUAGGAACCACACAGCAGGACCAAACUGUGAGCGAUGUGCCACUGGUUACUAUGGAGAUGCCACCCGGGGAACAGCCAAUGACUGUCAGCCGUGUGCCUGUCCUCUUCUGACUCCAUCAAACAAUUUUAGCCCAACGUGUCACCUGGAUGGCAGAGGUGAGGUGAUAUGUGAUCGAUGUCCGCCCGGUUACACCGGUACACGCUGUGACAGGUGUGCUAACGGAUACUUUGGUCGUCCCAACAUUCCCGGUGGUUCGUGUCAGCCGUGUUUAUGUAACGAUAACCUGGAUUCUAGCGCAGCACUCAGUUGUGAUUCAGUGACUGGAGCGUGUCUGCGCUGUCGUGAGGGAUACGGAGGAGCGACCUGUGAAAGAUGUGCUGAUGGCUACUUUGGAGAUGCUCUUGUAGCCAAGAAUUGCCAACCGUGUUCGUGUCACAUUAAUGGAUCCGUUUCUGAGGUCUGUCAUCAGGAGACGGGUCAAUGCCAAUGCCGACAACAUGUUGUUGGACGUCAGUGUGAUGAGUGUAUGCCAAAUUGUUGGUGGGACAGUGAGGUUCAGUUGUGUAAAGCGUGUCAGUGCAGUCCUCGGGGCUCAGUGUCUCAGCGCUGUGACCCUGAGGGACGCUGCAUCUGUCGCGCCGGCUACUUGGGCCGCAGAUGUGACCUCGUGCGCCCGCCUCACGCCCGCAGAGAGACCCGUCGACCCGUUCAACAGGUGCCCAUCCUAAACAUCCACAGAUGGGAAAGCAGAGGGGGCUGCCCGAGAGGGGCGUACCGCCCCACCACUGCGUCGGGCAGACACAUGCAGGGCAACCAGGGCUGCGUCCCGUGCCACUGUAACUCAUUCGGAUCAAAGUCCUUUGACUGUGAUGAGAGCGGUCAGUGUCGCUGUCAGCCCGGUGUCUCUGGACAGAAGUGUGACCGCUGCGCUCCGGGACAUUUCAGCUUCCAGGAGGGAGGCUGUACACCAUGCCAAUGUACCCAUGUGGGAAACAACUGUGAUGCUAACACAGGUCAGUGUAUCUGUCCGCCCAACACCAUAGGAGAGAGAUGUGAUAGAUGUGCACCCAACCACUGGGGUCAUGACAUCACCACCGGCUGUAAGGCAUGCGGCUGUAACGCACUGGGUUCUACGACGCAGCAGUGUAAUAUCAACACGGGCUGUUGCGCGUGCCGUGAUCAGUUUAGGGGUGAGAAAUGUGACGAAUGUAAACUGGGUUACAGAGACUUCCCACAAUGCAUUUCCUGCCAGUGCACGGCGGCCGGCUCGUCUGUGGAGACCUGCGAUGCAGCCAGCGGCCUCUGCGCAUGUGCAGACAGAAGUGGACAGUGCUCCUGUAAGGCUAAUGUGGAUGGUGUGAGGUGUAAUCGUUGUAAGGUGGGAUCAUUCGGUCUCACUCACAGGAAUCCACUGGGCUGCAGUCAAUGUUACUGCUUUGGUUUGAGCAGCUCAUGUACUGAAGCUACAGGACUCAUACGAAUGUGGUUAAGGCUGACGCCCGAGCAGACGAUUCUUCCUCUGGUGGACAGAUCCAGUGUACAGGAAAUCACAGCGGGUGUGAGUUUUCAACACCCUGACAUCAUCGCUAACGCUGAUGUGGUCCGUCAGCAUAUGAAUGAGCCCUACUACUGGAAACUGCCCAAACAAUUCAAAGGAUCCAUGAUAACAGCAUACGGUGGAAAGUUGAAGUAUGCCAUCUAUUAUGAAGCCCGUGAAGAGACGGGGCAAACCGCUUAUGAGCCACAGGUCAUCAUUAAGGGCGGCCCCAACAGGGACAAAGUGAUGGUCCGUCACAUGCCAGCGCUUCAGAUUGGCCAGCUUACCCGUCAUGAGAUUGAUUUAACAGAGCAUGAAUGGAAACACAAGGACGGUGGGUCGAUGUCUCGUCAGGACUUCAUGGAUGUUCUCUUUUACAUUGAUUAUAUUCUGAUCAAGGCAUCACACGGCAACGUAAUGAGACACAGCAGAAUAUCUGAGAUCUCUGUGGAGGUAGCAGAGGUGGGUCCAGCAUCAAAGGACACUGAAAUCGCUCAUCAGAUUGAGAAAUGUGACUGUCCUCUGGGAUACGCCGGCCUUUCCUGUGAGGAAUGUGCAGCCGGGUUCUACAGACUCUCAGUGCAGGCAGGUGGUGUGGCAUCCAGGGCCGGAUUCGGCAGCUGCGUUCGAUGCCAAUGCAACGGUCACAGUGACUGGUGCAAUCCUGAAACGGCCGUCUGCCAGAAUUGCCAGCAUAAUACAGUAGGAGAUAAGUGUGAGAGAUGUGCUCCAGGGUUUUACGGUGUGGUUCGCGGGUUACCCGACGACUGCAAACCCUGUGCGUGCCCUCUCCUCAACCCUGAGAACAAUUUUAGUCCCAGCUGUCAGAAUGAAGGUUUCCAUGACUAUCGCUGCACUGCGUGUCCUGAAGGUUACACUGGAAAACACUGUGAGAGGUGCGCUCCUGGUUUCCACGGUAACCCGAGCGUGGUGGGAGGCAGGUGCGAGGAGUGUAAGUGUGAUGCGUAUGCUGCAUUUCCCGUACCGUGUGAUGCUGUGUCCGGACAGUGCCGGUGUCGUCCUGGUGCCAGCGGAUUGAAGUGUGACCGCUGCAUUGAGAUGCAUGUGUGUGGCCCUAAUGGCAUCGUGUCGUGCGAUGACGACUGUGCUGGGCUCUUGAUUCGUGACAUGGAACGUUUGCUACGUUUGAUUGGCAGUGUCAAUCUGACUUUGCCCCUCCCCCUGCCAUAUAAAGUCCUUUAUCGGUUUGAGAACAUGACAGAGGAGCUGAAGCACAUGCUUUCACCACAAAGAGCACCAGAGAGACUGCUGCAGCUGGCCGACAGCAAUCUAAACAGCCUGGUUACCGAAAUGGAUGAGCUGCUCAGCCGGGCAACUAAAGUAUCUGCUGAUGGUGAGCAAACAGCCGCAGAUGCAGAGAGGAGUCGUAAAGGGGCAGAGGACCUGGAGCGCUACGUUAGGAACACACGCCUGGCUGCUGAAGCUUUACGGGACAAAGCUCACGAGCUGAACGCGACCCUUGGUGCAAAGGAUGGAGAACCGGAAAAAAGUGUCAAUGAGAUGAAUAAAGAAAUUCAAGCCAUGCUCGCAGAACUACGCAAACGUCAGCUCUCCGGCAAGAAACGCAUAGCUGAUGAGGAAGAAGGGGCCGCAGAGGCUCUUUUUGCUAAAGUGAAGCGUUUGUUUGGAGAUCCACACCAGACCACAGAGGACCUGAAGAAGGAGGUCGGUGAUAAGAUGAGAGAUUACGGACAAAAACUGGAUGAAGCUCAGGAUCUUCUGAGGGAAGCUCAGGACAGAACCAGAGAUGCAGGCGAUCGAUCUGCUAGUAACCAACGAAAACUGGACAACCUACAGGGAAAGAUGGAGGCUGUCGGUAAGAAGAAAAAAGAAGCGGGAGGAAUUCUGGCAGACGGAGAGAAGAUGCUGGAUGAAGCAAACGCUCUCUCAGACAACAUCAACCGUGGCAAAGAGGAGCUGGAGGAGAUGGCCAAAGAGUUGGAUCCUCUGCAUGAUCAACUGGACUCUAAGGUGAAAAGGUUAAGUCGAGGUAUGGAUGACAGGAUCCCUGAGCUACUGCUGACAGCCGAGGAUCACGCUGCUCAACUCAAUGACUCUGCUGGUCUACUCGACAGUAUUCUAGCUGAUGCAAAGAACCUGUCCUUCAACGCCACAGCUGCCUUCAAUGCAUACACCAACAUCAAGAAAUACAUCGAUGAGGCUGAUAAAGUGGCCAAAGAGGCUAAAAAGAACAGUAUUGAAGCUUUACAGUUGACUUCCGGACCCAAAGGAUCUCUUAAAGAUCAGGCCAAAGGAUCUGUCCAGAAGAGCAAUCAUCUGUUGAACGAAGCUAAAGACUUUCAGGGGGAUGUGACAGAAAAUGGAAAUAAUGUUGCAGCUCUUCAGUUUAGACUGAAAGCAGCCGACAGAAAGAAGAAAGAUUUACAGAGAGGACUGAACGACACCAUGGAGAAGCUCAAAGCCAUCCCAGAUGAUCUGGCGGUGAAGAUCCAGGCCACUAAGGAUAAGGCUGGUAAGGCCAACGACACAGCGAUAGAUGUCCUCAACCGACUGAAGGAUCUGAACUUCAAUCUGAUGGGCUUAAAGCAGAACUACACUAAACUGGAGGACGAUGUCAAGAAAGCCAACAACCUCAUCAAAGACCCUGAAAAAAACAUUCAUGCUGCAGGUUCCAAAGUGAAAGAUCUUGAGAAAGAGGCAGAUCGAUUGCUGGAGAAAGUAAAGCCAAUUCAGGAACUUCAAGACAACCUAAAGAAAAACAUCUCACAGAUAAAGGAACUCAUUAACCAAGCUCGCAAACAGGCAAACUCUAUUAAGGUGUCUGUGUCGUCCGGUGGAGACUGUAUCCGUACCUAUCGUCCAGAGAUCAAGAAAGGCCCUUACAACACCAUUAUUCUCCAUGUCAAGACUGUGGCUGCUGAUAACCUGCUCUUUUAUCUGGGCUCAGCCAAAUAUGUGGAUUUCCUGGCUAUUGAGAUGAGGAAAGGAAAAGUGAACUUCUUGUGGGAUGUCGGAUCUGGCGUCGGCCGUGUAGAAUAUCCUCAUCUCAUCAUCAAUGAUGGAAACUGGCAUCGAAUCGAAGCCUCACGUAACCGGCUGAACGGCACUAUUUUAGUCCGAGCGCUGGAAGGACCGAACACGGGCGUUGUGAAUGCUCGCGCCAGCUCCAAAUCACCUGAGUCUUACACUAUACUGGAUGUGGAUCAGAACGCUUAUCUAUUUGUUGGUGGCAUGCUGGGCUCUGUGAAGAAGGCAGAUGCUGUAAAAACCAUCACAUUCUCAGGCUGUAUGGGUGAAACAUCUCUGGAUGGUAAACCUAUUGGUCUGUGGAACUACAGAGAGAGAAAUGGAGAUUGUGCUGGUUGUGUAGUCAGUCCUCAGCCUGCAGACACUGAAGGUACAGUUCAGUUUGAUGGUGAGGGAUACGCCGCUGUCAGCCGUCCCAUCAGAUGGAAUCCCAACGUUUCCACGGUGAUGUUCAAGUUCCGCACCUUCUCCACAGAUGCAGUGAUGAUGUACUUUGCCACCAAGGACAUGAAGGACUUCAUGAGCGUGGAAUUAAAUGAGGGCCGGGUGAAAGUGAGUUAUGAUCUGGGUUCGGGUAUGGGCUCCAUCACAAGUGACAAACGCCAUAAUGAUGGAAAGUGGAAAUCUUUCACCAUGUCCCGAACGAGGCAGAAAGGAACCAUCAUCGUAGUGAACAUUGAUUCAAAUGAAGAAGAGAAGUUGGUGAUGACAUCUCCAGGUGGUGCCACAGGACUCAAUCUAAAGGAAGAUGAGAGGAUAUAUUUUGGAGGUUUACCCAAAUCUGGACAGUACAGGUCAGAGGUAGUUUUGAAGGGAUUUUCUGGCUGUAUUAAAGACAUCGAAGUUUCCAGAACUCCAUACAAUCUGCUGAGUAGCCCAGAUUACACAGGACUGACUAAAGGAUGCUCAAUUGAGAAUCUUCACACAGUGAGCUUCCCCAGGCCUGGAUACAUGGAGCUGAAACCCAUGACGUUUGAUGCGGGCUCAGAAAUCACGCUCUCUUUCAGUACAAAGAAGGAGAACGGCACCAUUCUGUUUGGCAGAGGAGGCGUGACCUCAAUGACACACAGUCUGCCUCCCGCCCAUAUUUCACAACGCAGAUCCCGCAGACAGACAGGAGAGCCUUUCCUGUCUGUCCACCUGAAUAAAGGAGCUCUGGAGGUUCUGGUGUUUACAGGAUUUAAAAACCCACGCAGGGCUAUCAGAAAAGCAGACAAAGGAAUACUGCAUGAUGGACGAGAACACUCACUGCGGAUCCAGAGACCGCAUGCAUUGUCUUUCUCUGUCCAGGUGGAUGAAGAACCCCUCAUCCAGCAGACGUUGCUCAGCAGUCAGCCAAUAAGCAUUCAUCGCCUCUUCAUUGGUGGUGUUCCUGUCGGCAUGGGGUCAGGUCAACAGAGGUCAAAUGUGCCGUUUGAGGGCUGCAUCUGGAACCUUCUGAUCAACACUGUCCCUGUGGAUUUCUCUCAACCCGUCGCCUUUGAAAACGCAGAGAUUGGUCAUUGUCCUGACUUGGCUUCACCACCAACUGAGGUUCCUGAGGAAGAAGAAGAAGAAGAGGAGGAUGAGACCACGCCCACUCCUGCGAUCAGACCAACACCUGCCAAACCUCCACCGGCCACGGCCCCCACUGAGAUCAGCCCCUUGCCAGACACGCCCACCAAAGAGCCCCGGGGUUCCUGUGCUGUUGCAGCAGAUCCUGUCAUCCUAGAACAGGCUAAACAGUUCGGUCUGUCCCGAAACAGUCACAUGGCCUUUGAAUUUGAUGACACCAAAGUGAAAAACAGGUUGAUAAUAGAGUUUGAGAUGCGAACAGAGGCAGAUUCUGGUCUGGUCUUCUACAUGGCCAGAAUAAACCAUGCUGACUUUGCCACCAUCCAGGUGAAGGGGGGAAUAGCUCACCUGAGUUAUGAUCUGGGCAGUGGUAACACCUCCACCAGCGUGCAGCGCAUAGUUAACGACGGACAGUGGCACAAGUUUCGUGUUGUAAGAGAGAAGCAGAGAGGAAUUCUGACCAUCGAUGGCCGUUAUUCAAAUCAAACGACCAGCCCAAAGAAAGCUGAUAUUCUGGAUGUUGUGGGAAUGUUGUAUGUGGGGGGCUUACCCAUCAAUUACACCACCAAACGCAUCGGACCUGUGUUGCACAGUAUCAACGGCUGCAUCAGAAAUUUUAAGAUGCUAAAUCUGCCAUUGGACAUGGACAAACCCACAUCCAGCUACCUCGUCGGAUCCUGUUUUACCAAUCCAGAGAAGGGAACUUAUUUUGAUGGAACUGGCUAUGCCAAAGCUGUUGCUGCAUAUCGAGUUGGGAAUGAUGUGUCUUUGAAUCUUGAGUUCCGGACAGCACAGAAGAGUGGAGUUCUGUUGGGCGUCAGCAGCCAAAAAAUGGAUGGACUUGGUAUUGAACUUGCCAACGGAAAGCUCUUGUUCCAUGCUAAUAAUGGAGCGGGCCGCUUCACAGCCAUAUAUGAGCCUGAUCAGGAGGCGGGGCUUUGUGAUGGACAGUGGCACACUGUGUCCGCCCACAAACUGAAGCACCGCCUUGAACUCAUUGUGGAUGGGCGUAGGUCUGAGGCAGUGAGCCCUGAUCCUCGCUCUCCCUCUGCCGAUACCAAUGACCCCAUUUAUGUGGGAGGAUACCCAGGCGGUGUGAAUCAAUCUGGACUCACUAUAAACACAUCAUUUAAAGGCUGCAUGAGAAACCUGAAAAUCACUAAAUCUGGAAAGAUUCUGGAGGUGCAGAUGAACAAAGCCUUGGAGCUCAGAGGAGUUCAGCCUCUCACCUGCCCUGCUGGAUAAACACACACACAAUGCACACACAAACACACACAUGUUGGCAUGUUAAUGGAAGUCAAUAGUGCCCCAGAUCUGCUUGGUUACAAACAUUCAUCCAAAUAUCUUCCUUUGCAUUCAGCAGAAAAAAGAACUAGUUUGUUUUUUAAGCCUUUUGGUUUGCAUAUGUAAACAACUAGCUGGAUCUCACAUUCAUUUAACACAAAUUCUGUAAAAUUCCCAAAACUAACCAGAGACUGCAGAAACUACUCCAGACCUCAGACUCUUUAAAGUCAUGAGGAGCAUUAGACUUAUUUUGUUUCAAUCAAAACCUUAAUAACCAAAACUGAUUCUUAAGAAGAAAUAUUGAAGUAAUAAUUAAAACCAGACCACAUUCAUAGAAACAAAUUCAUAUCUGACAUUAUUUACAUUCAUCCUUAAAUGUUGCUCAUAGUAGAUGCCCAUCUGAACACACAACACACGUUUAACACUCUCAUGUAGAGUUUAUUUUAUUAUCUACUUAGUUCAUAUUGUCCAAUGUUAUUAAUGUAAAGAAUCUUCUGAGUGUUCACACUUACAUGAUUCAGACAUAUGAGUCCUGAUUCAGAUCAGAUUUUUUUGUUCAUUUGCAAAAAAAAAAUGGAUUCGUUACAAAAAGAUGAAGUGUGAAUUUUAAAGAUGAAACCGCAUUUAAAGAACUGUGUCAGCUGCAUGAGGAACAAUGGCGAGGAUAUCUGUCUGCAGUGUUUGAAUGGAAGUGAUUCUGAAAGGUUUUCACGUGGUUUUCUCUCAGAGGUCUCUGUGUGGUUUUUUCUCCUUGUUUAGCAUGCUGUGAUAUCAUGAACUGUGUUUCAAAAUAAAGAAAUAUCCCUGCA
This is a messenger RNA of Paramisgurnus dabryanus, 10543 nucleotides long. RefSeq names its product laminin, alpha 2 (gene lama2). The record is from RefSeq and is a predicted model, not a curated record. Gene Ontology annotation, molecular function: extracellular matrix structural constituent; signaling receptor binding. Gene Ontology annotation, biological process: animal organ morphogenesis; regulation of cell adhesion; regulation of embryonic development. Gene Ontology annotation, cellular component: basement membrane. NCBI's taxonomy places the organism in Eukaryota, Metazoa, Chordata, Actinopteri, Cypriniformes, Cobitidae.